This is a messenger RNA of Leptinotarsa decemlineata (Colorado potato beetle), 6183 nucleotides long. RefSeq lists its product as uncharacterized. NCBI's taxonomy places the organism in Eukaryota, Metazoa, Arthropoda, Insecta, Coleoptera, Chrysomelidae. The record is from RefSeq and is a predicted model, not a curated record.
AGGGAAAGAAAAGGCGCCGAAGAAAGGAUAUAUAACGUAACUCUGAAAGUUAAUACCCCAUUUAAAGCUUUCCCAAAGUUGAAUUUGUUUGGUGCUUUUGAGACUGAGGAGAAUUUUUAUCACACAAAGCUAUUAUUCAACACAAAUAGAAGUGAUAUAUCAGUGGACGCGACUACUGAGAUUGACAACGGUUUGCUGGAAGUAACGUCUCAAUUCCACGUAAAGACUCCAUCGGUGAACAUUCCUGUAUGUCAGCUGAAAUUAACUAAAUUAUUUUCACGCUCAAAUAACAACUUGGAAGUGAACUUACAGAUACCAGAGAAGCUGCAGAGUGCGAUUCACUUGAAGACAUCUUGGCUGAUAAAAUCUCGAAGCGAAUUUCGCUCUGCGAUACAAGUGGAGACUCCUUUUAGUGGUUUAGAAAAUACCACAGCUGGUGUAGAUGUAUACAUUUCUGAUGCAAGAUCCACCGUAUGGACCAUCUUACAAAUGAGUCCAUUAGAAGUGGAAGUGAACGCGGAAUUAGAGAAUGGGAUUCUUACAGCGAAGUCCGAUUUGAAUUUCAACGGAGCGAGGUACCCAGUAACGGUUCACUGCGAAAUUCUGAAACCAUCUGAAAGCAGGAGGGAAUUCGACGGCUAUUUGAAAUUCAAAGACAAGCUGUUAAUAAUAACGGGAAACGCAGAUUUAAUAGGAAAUAUACCGGCAAGAGUUUCCACGAAAUUUUCCCCAAAGGACAACAGCCCUCCCUUAACGUUUGACUACCAGCUUAGUCCGACUUCACUUGACAGAUACGAAUUAGUCGGCAGCAUUCAACACUCAGAAAAAUUCCUUCGUUUCCAUGCGGAUUUGCACACAGUCGAUGUAUUUGAUUGGGAUCUGAAAGUGGAGAUUGAUACAUCGAACAAUGAGAAGUUUAUCGUCAAUACUAAAUCCAGCUCUGAUGAGAACAGUAUUGCCUUGGAUAUCGAUGCACAUACUCCAAUACCAAAGUUGGAAAACCCGAAACUUGGAGCUAGAUAUAUGAACAAAGGACUGCAGAAAGAUGUCUAUGGAUUCUUCAUCCUACCCAACUCCAAAGGUAAUGCAACGCUUAGCUUCAUUUGGGUGUACUUGGAGAAUAUGUUCCUGAAAGCAGUUGGCAAUUUUGAGAAUGCUGAUUAUUCUAGCAAAUCUUCUUUGGAAGCAUUUUAUGAAAAUCCCCAGAAGACCUUCUAUUUCAUCAAAGCUGGUGGAGAUAUCAAGAUUGACCGAUUGUGGGAAGCUGGAACUAAUGUCACAUUGAAGCUACCUCUAGAGAAAAUGAUGGAACUUGAAGCACAUCUCAAAGUGCCUGAUGAAAAUAAGGAAAUUCAUAGUAUCUUCAGCGAGUUGGGAUACACGAAGAAAUUGAGGAAUAUUGAUUACUUAUUGAAAUAUAGAACAAGUUAUACAUCCAGAAAACAUGGAAUUUGGGGCAAGAUAUCCACCGAAGACAAACAGAACUUAUCAGGAAAUGUCGAAGUGGAAUGGAACGGCAAACGCUUCAAUAACUUCGCGAACCUGAGAAGAUCUGAGAAAACAUUGGACUUAAUUUAUAAAUUAAAAAGCCCCAAGUUCAUUGACAGGCAACUUCUCGUAACGGAAAUUAGGUAUAAAUCUUUGGGCGAUCACCAUAAUUUAACAUGUGAAGCAUUUUAUCCCGAGGAUCGAUCAGUUGCAUAUGGUACAGUAGAUUAUAAAGAAUUGGCCAAUAUGAAUGGAAUGUUCAAUAUUACUAUUCCGCACAGAUCCUUGAAAUAUACGGGGGCAUAUUUCAACACAAAAACCAAUGCCAUCGCUUACAAUCGAUACAUCAAGGUAUUUUGGGAUGGUGAUAAUGCAGUUUUAGACAGCGUAUGUGACAUCAAAACAGGAGCUACUUUGUUAGAACGGAACAUGAAGGGUAAAUUAAUUAUUGAAUUACCUCUGAAAACCAGGCAUAUUGCGUUGGUUGACUACGAAUACGACAAAAAAGCUCAAGUCAGCGUAGGUGAUGCCACCGUAGACUAUAACGGUAUGAAAGUUGUUGAAGGCAAGUAUAACUGUGUAUCAGAGGCACGAGCUGGAUUCGAUAAGGAUACUGUGCACCUGGAAAUUAUCAAUGAAAUGCUCCCAAUUGGUGCCGACUAUGUCUACAAACACCAGUAUAGCGUAACAGAAGAUGGACACAGAGGUCCAACAGCGGACAAUAAGUAUUUGCAUCUCUACCAUCCCAAGGACCAAUCGAAGUUCAGCGUGAAUGGAGAACUGAAUAUUCGAACAACAUGGAGUGGCCAGGAAUACAUUAUAACUGCAAAUCACGCCAACAAGACUAUUAAAUUCCUCACCGACUAUGACGUUUUGGAUAAAGAAUAUAAACAGCAUUCACGUUUGGAAUUGAGCCCGUCCCAUUGGAUAGAAUACGACCUCAAUCUUUUCAAUAGGACUUUGGACGAGAUAUUCGAUGCCCAGCAAGCGGUGAUCAAUGUGAUCUACCCUCGACGCAGCUUCACGGCUCAGGCUUUCUACAACAUAAGUGAUUCAAUUGUAUCAACAGACGUAUCUCUUGUGUGGGACAAGGAUAACAAAACAGUUCAAACGGGGUUGGAUUGGAGACGUGCCUCGCCCCAUCGAGAACAAUUUCUGCUACAAAUUAAACACCCUUCUUUCGAAAAGGAUGUUUCGUUCCACAGCGAAUAUGGUUACAAUAAACGGACAAUUGAUGGACAGCUAGUGGUAGACUAUUCAUUAAAUCCUGAUCAAAAGCUAACUCUACGUGGAAAAGUGAACGAUAAUUCCAACCCGUUCACCUACAACUACACAUACAAUUUUCAGGCCGAACACAAUGCUACAAAUUUAAACUUGAAUUCCAGGGGCGAUUUUUACUGGAACCCGAGCAAAUUUGGCACUGAACACAUCACCAAUUACCAACGAUCAUAUUUGCCAUUAUCCACAUCUGAAACUUUAGCUAGGGUGAACCUGGACCACAAUGAAAUUGAAUUGAAGAAAGACAAUAUCGCAAGCGGAAGGUCCUAUUUCUGGGGAAGAUAUGAAGGAAAAUAUCCUGUUUAUACAGCAAAUAUGUCGGCGGUCUAUUCUGAGAAUGACACCAGUGGGGAGUUUUAUAUUAAUUUCCAGAAUAAGCUACUCUACUCUAACAUCAACAUGACAGAAGAUGGGAGCCAGAGCAUGCACCUUUACGGUAUAAUACCAGAUGCCAGAAGGGCCAUGUGUGAUAUAUGGAGAGAUUACGAAGACAAAAGGGUGUCGGAUGUUUCGUACUAUCUGAGGCUCAAUCAUUCAAGGUUGAUAAUGUCUAGCCUACUUUGGCGACCUGAUUUAAUCAGUGACGUUCAGACAAAUAUUCGUGAAACAAUGAUGAUGUUCUAUACCGACACACUAGAAGGAAUCAACAAUACUAAGCAGUACGUGAAAGCUGAAGCCUUGGAUGCUCUGCAUGGGAUAUGGAUGGAAGCCCGGCCUCUCGUUCAAAAUUUCAUAAGUGAUCUGAGGAAUUUAACGGUGAUAGAAGAGGAUAUAGAAGAACUUAGAGUAUUUCUCAAUCAGUCCUACUAUGCUAACGAUUUUUACAUUCGUGAUAUAGUUAGUGCUGUUAAAACUAUGUUCGACGAAUCUUUGAAAUCACAUCUCCAGUACCUUCCAAAGAUUGUUCAAGAAGUUUGGUCAGUUCUUGGUAAUUCUGGAGAAAAGAUUAAGAAAAGUGUACUCUGGGUCAUAGAGAAGAUAAAAAUCUAUUACAAAAAUACAACAGAUUUUAUUCACGGACUGAUAAAUGGUGACCCAAUCGAGCACCUUUCGAGCGGCUUGGACAAGCUUUUAGAGAAAUACGAUAAGUUUAUGAAAGACCUUCAUGUAACCGUAAUAAAAUACAUGGAAGGCGUAUGGUCUCAGGUCUCAUCUUUGGUUGUAGAGCACUGGCACACAGGUCUUGCGAGUAUGGAACCAACAUUUUUGAAGUUCAUACAUUAUUUGGAAACCAUUGUUUGGAAUACAGGAAAAGAAUUCUUAGAUUUCCUAUAUGAACGUAAAAGCGAAAUAAUCGAAUCUCCAUUUUUCGUUCAGUUUACAAAGUUCUCCCACGAUGUUGAUGCGUUUUACAAAGAUAUAACUGGCAACAAUACAAUAGCAAGUAUCUACAAAUACUCGGAAAUUGCUUGGGAAUUUCUGACAGAGAAGUACUUGAAUGUGAUACCCUUCGGGAAGGAGCUGCUGGAUAUAGCUACUGAGAUUGUGACGGAAUUGAAGCAAAUAGGAGAUAUACCGUCAGUAAGAUAUUUUGUUGACAGAUGGAAGGAAACAUACGAAAACAUCCGAUACUAUUACGAGUAUUUCGAUUUGGAAGGUCGAAUUCACAGAUGUAUCAAAUUGGUUUAUACAAAAAUAUCUGAAAUGUCAGUGACUGCGUUGGAGAAUGAAAACAGGUACAGAAUUCCGAAGACAAAGUUUAUUUUCGAGCCAAAUGAUGGUGUUAUGCUUCUAGAACAAAAAUUACCUAUGUCAUGGCACGCAUUCAAUGAAACACCAAAAUUCAAGGAAAUCCCGGAAAUAAAGAAGAUAUAUGAUAUUCUGGGUUAUUUGGAGGUUGCUCAAAUAUCAUUUUGGAAUUUGUAUUACGACUACAAACUCUUCACCGACCCUUCGGAAUGGAUGCCACCCUUCAAGGGCUACGCUAUGUUGGCUGGGUCAUCAUAUUAUGUUACGUUUGACAAAACCUAUUACGAUUUCCGAGGAAAAUGCACUUAUCUUCUUGCAACUGAUUUUAUCGAUCGCAAUUUUACUUUGCUCGCAUCAAACGACGUUGGAAACAAUAGCGAACUGAUUUUAAUCCUGAACAAACAAAUAGUGAGAAUAAACUUGUUCAAGAACAAAGUUCUUGUUGGCGAUUCUGGCACAGAAAGAUUACCAGCGCAGAUUGGAGAAACCUAUCUGUAUCGUAGUGCAGGAUUAUUCAUGGUAGAGAGUCCUUUAGGAUUUAUUCUGGAAUGUAAUAUGAAAUUCCAUACUUGUACCUUCAAAAUUUCAGGUUGGUAUUUUGGCAGAACAGCAGGACUUUGGGGCACAUUCAACAACGAACCCUCAGACGACUUCCUGACAUCAAAAAAAAAUCGAGCCAGUCGCUCCGAUCUGAGUAUGUUCAGCGACAGCUGGGCAUUGGAGGGGAGUUGCAAAAAAGAAGUUCCUGAAAAGAACGAGCCGAAGACCAUUCCUGUGGAAGUGCGUGCUUUGUGCGAGGAGUUUUUCAUUAGCAAAGUUUCUCAACUCAGCACAUGCUUCUCGCGAAUCCCAAAGGAUAGUUUCCUGUCGAUGUGCCUGAAUAGCACAAGCGAACAAGAGGCCUGCAUGUCCGCCGUCUCUUACAUUAACCUGUGUUCAUAUGCUAAUACGCCAUUGAGGAUACCAGACACGUGUGUAAAGUGUAAUCUACUAAAUGGGUCGGAGAAGCAAGAGGGUAACAUCACUCGAUUACAUGGAAGCGAUGUGCCGCGUAGCGCCGAUAUAGUUUUUAUCAUUGAGGCCAAGGGCUGCAAUCGGAACCUCAAAAAGUCAAAGCAUUUCGAAAUGGUGAUAGAAUCAUUGGAGAAGGAGUUGACAGAUCUGAACAUUAGGAAUAAUAAAUAUGCGGUGGUUGUUUUCGGAGGAGACGGUGUGUACGAGGAGCCAAGAAGUAUUAUUGUUGAUGGAAACACAUUUGCCGAUUCCAAGUCUAUCCUGAGCUAUUUCGACAAUAUCCCUGCAGGAAACGGUAGCAGCGAUAUAUUCAACGGAAUCAUGUUUGCGUACAAUCUCAUAUUUAGACCCGGAGUUUCAAGAAAUUUUGUUUUGGUGCCUUGUUCUGAAUGUAACAAGUACAACAUGCUAGUAAGUAUCUUUAAUUAAUCUAUGCAAAACUUUCAUUACCGAACUCUGCUUUACAUCUCACAAUUAGAACUGUUGAAAUAUGUACAUUUGAAUAGUUGUUACCCAUUAAAUAAGAUUUAACAAGAAGCGGGAAUUAAUUUUCAGGCUCGGAGGAUAACUCUGUUUCCAUUUCACUGGGGAAAAAUACUGUCCUUGUUGAGAUUGUGAUGAUCAAUGAUGGAGAUAGGAAUUGAAAUGGGUAUAUUUUCAAGAGAGAUUGAUUUUAAAAGAUACGAAUAUUCACUUAAUAUUGGUUGAAGAGAA